AUGUCGGGUAUGGGAGAUGGAUACGUGGGCACUGCCCAAGAUGCAGUUCGGAUCCGACGGCUAGAAAAACAGAGAGAAGCUGAACGUCGUAAAAUCCAAGAGCUGAAAACCAAGUCUGCCACCUCCAAUGGCCAACCCGGUCUCCUCCAAUUUGGCUCCAGCACUUCUGAGAUUCUUGAAACUGCUUUUAAGAAAGAAACUGUUGGUCUUGUCACCCGUGAACAGUAUGUUGAGAAGAGGGUUAAUAUUCAAAGUAAAAUAGAGGAGGAAGAGAAGGAGAAGCUUCAGAAGCAACUACAAGAGGAGGAGGAGCUUCAAUUACAGAAACGCAAAAAGAGGAAGAUCAAGGGAAAUUCGAGACUAUCAUUUUCUGAAGAUAUUAUUGACAAUGAUGCUCAGGAAGAGGAGGAGCCACAUCAAAGUAAUAAUAUAGAAACAAAUGGAGGAGUACGGUGUGGUAAGCUUGGUAAAGACCCCACCGUCGAAACUAGCUUUCUACCUGACAGUGAGCGAGAGGCUGAGGAACAAGCUGAACGUGAAAGGCUGCGCAAACAGUGGCUGCGUGAGCAGGACCAAAUUCGAAACGAGCCUCUUCAAAUCACAUACAGUUAUUGGGAUGGAACUGGCCAUAGGCGUGCCAUCCAGGUACGCAAGGGUGACACCAUCGGAGAGUUUCUUCGAGCAAUUCAACAGCAACUUGCACCUGAAUUCCGAGAGAUUCGAACAACCUCAGUUGAAAAUCUGCUUUAUGUGAAAGAAGACCUUAUCAUUCCUCAUCAACACAGCUUCUAUGAACUAAUUGUGAACAAAGCAAGGGGCAAAAGUGGACCGCUUUUUCAUUUUGAUGUGCAUGAGGAUGUGCGCACAAUUGCCGAUGCCACUAUAGAGAAGGACGAGUCCCAUGCUGGAAAAGUUGUAGAAAGGCACUGGUAUGAGAAGAACAAGCAUAUAUUUCCCGCUUCAAGAUGGGAGAUAUAUGAUCCAACAAAGAAGUGGGAGCGUUACACCAUCCAUGGGGAUUAA
Messenger RNA from Lathyrus sativus (Indian pea), 1023 nucleotides. Lineage: Eukaryota; Viridiplantae; Streptophyta; Magnoliopsida; Fabales; Fabaceae. The record is from the annotation of a GenBank genome assembly.